Messenger RNA from Phragmites australis (common reed), 1251 nucleotides. Its product is annotated as protein LIKE COV 1-like. The coding region runs from base 224 to 1042 and encodes 272 amino acids. NCBI's taxonomy places the organism in Eukaryota, Viridiplantae, Streptophyta, Magnoliopsida, Poales, Poaceae. Gene Ontology annotation, cellular component: Golgi apparatus. The transcript has 7 exons. The record is from RefSeq and is a predicted model, not a curated record.
GCGGCGUGGCGGUGAGCGAGCGAGAGCGGCUCCACCGGUGCCAACGAAAACAGUACGAGUUACUGCUCAAAAACGGAAAAAGAAGAAGAAGAAGAAAAGGUGUCUCUGCCUCCUCGCUCGUGCGUCGUGCCGAGCCGAAUCCCAUCCCAAAGCGAUCGCGCGAGGACCUGAGCCGGGAAGAGGGAGACCGCCGCCGCGGCAACGAGAGCCCGUUCCCGUUCCCAUGGGCGACGACAAGUCUCCGCUGAGUGGCCGCGACCGCGACCGGGAGCUCCUCAUCCCCGUCGGCGGCGGCGGCGGUGGCUCGGCCCCCGGCGACGGCGACGAGGACGGGGACAGGCCCUCAUCCUCCUCCGCCUCCGCCGCGCUCUCCUCCUCCGGCCGCGAGGCUUUCCAUAAGGUGAUCCGCAGUUGGGCUUCAAAGAAGUUCAUGACUGGAUGUGUAAUUCUCUUCCCCAUAGCAAUAACAUUCUACAUCACCUGGUGGUUCGUUCAUUUUGUUGAUGGAUUCUUUUCACCAAUCUAUGCUCAGCUGGGAAUCAAUAUAUUUGGUCUUGGCUUCAUCACCUCUGUUACUUUUAUAUUUUUUAUUGGAGUCUUCAUGUCAUCAUGGGUUGGAGCAUCAGUCCUUAGCCUUGGCGAGUGGAUUAUUAAGCACAUGCCACUUGUCCGACAUAUCUACAAUGCAUCCAAGCAAAUAAGUGCUGCAAUAUCACCAGAUCAGAACAAGCAGGCAUUCAAGGAAGUAGUCAUCAUAAGGCAUCCUCGUGUUGGAGAAUACGCGUUUGGUUUCAUUACCUCAUCAGUAUCGCUCCAGAGUUAUUCUGGUCAAGAAGAUCUUUACUGCGUCUAUGUCCCUACCAACCAUCUUUACAUUGGUGAUAUCUUCAUGGUGAAUUCAAAGGAUGUCAUAAGGCCGAAUCUUUCUGUGCGUGAAGGCAUUGAGAUUGUUGUAUCUGGUGGUAUGUCAAUGCCCCAAAUUCUGUCAACCCUCGACCCACAAACGAUCCUUGGGGACAGAAUUGGAUCAAGCAGAAGCUGAUAUGACUAUUUGUGUACCUUUUCUACCUACAAGUAACAUUUUUAUACAGGCUACCACUAGCGCAGCAAAUGUAUUAGUACUCUUCACGCUUGAACAUCACACAAGCAUCUGUAAAUUAAGUAGAAGUAGGCGACUCGCAUGAUUUGAUUGUACUUUGGAGUGUGUAUCUUGGUUUCUACUGCACUUUAUGCAAGAAAGAUGCUGCUACA